CGGGCCGGGCUGCUGCCCGAGGGGCUGCGCCGGCAGGUAGAGCCCGGACAGGGGAAGAACAGAGCGCCGGCACCUCCGCCCGCGCCCCAUGAGCCGUACGGACCGCGGCGGGGAGCGCCUGGCGAGCGGUCCGUGGCGCGCUUCCCACACGGCGGCGGCGCUAUGUUGGCCCGCUGCCUCCGGUGGCUCCGGCACCCCUACGGGCGCUCCAUGCCCGCCUCCGAGGCCGUGCCGCAGCCGUCCCCCAGCAAGAGGCAGAAGGGCUCGGGGCCUGGAGAAGCCUCCGCACGGCUGCGCUUCACCAAGCUGUCCGAGAACGCCUUCGCCCCCUCCAGGGGCUCCGCGCGCGCUGCGGGCUACGAUCUGUACAGUGCCUAUGACUGUGUGAUACCACCCAUGGAAAAGGCUGUGGUGAAAACAGACAUUCAAAUAGCACUUCCUUCUGGAUGCUAUGGCCGAGUAGCACCACGUUCUGGUUUAGCUGCAAAGCACUUCAUAGAUGUUGGAGCUGGUGUUAUUGACGAGGAUUACAGGGGAAAUGUUGGUGUGGUACUGUUCAACUUUGGCAAGGAGUCAUUUGAAGUUAAAAAGGGGGAUAGAAUUGCCCAGCUCAUCUGUGAACGCAUUUAUUAUCCAGAGCUAGAAGAAGUUGAAGCUCUGGAUGAUACAGACCGUGGUGAAGGUGGCUUUGGCUCUACUGGAAAGAACUGAAAAUUACUUGAAUACGCUUUCUAUUUUUGUUUUUUGCUAUACUAUUUCUAAAUUUUCAUCUGAAUUAGAAAUAGGAUUUUUGGAGUACAUAAAAAUAUUUCAAGUUUUAUUGAGACUUCUCCGUAUCUAUCCUCCAGUGAAUUUGUUUGCAUAAUGAGGAAAUGUGCAGGACUGGCUUGACUUACUAGUUGAUGUAUUAUUUUUUCUUUCAAGAUGUUUGGUCCUCAGCAAUGAGAACACAUUGUUUAUGUGGCAAUUAUACUAUAAUAAAUGAAACAAUAACUUAAUGA
Messenger RNA from Onychostruthus taczanowskii (white-rumped snowfinch), 1001 nucleotides. RefSeq names its product deoxyuridine triphosphatase (gene DUT). NCBI's taxonomy places the organism in Eukaryota, Metazoa, Chordata, Aves, Passeriformes, Passeridae. The coding region runs from base 163 to 711 and encodes 182 amino acids. The transcript has 7 exons. Gene Ontology annotation, biological process: dUTP catabolic process; dUMP biosynthetic process. Gene Ontology annotation, molecular function: magnesium ion binding; dUTP diphosphatase activity. The record is from RefSeq and is a predicted model, not a curated record.